GGAUAAAGCUACUGAGAAUUCGCAGAACAAUUUCACUCCUUUCAAUCGCAAACCCCAAAAAUCCAGAGCGGGAAGACGAGCUUCAGAGUUCAACAAUGGCGUCGAUUUCUUCAUCAAUUACCGCCAUACCCUUCUCAGUUUGCAGUUCCUCCGCCAUUUCUUCCCGGCCGCAGCUCUCCUUCCCUUGUUCGAACCCGCUGACCGUUAAAUCUGCCCGAAUCUCCACUUCGAGGAUUUUAGCUGCCCCUGAAGCGUUGGAACCCGCUGUGGAUUCUCCUAUCGCUGAGGUUGAAGCUCCUUUAGAUUCUUCGGAUAAGGUUUCGCCGAAGCAGAAGAUUCGAAUCAAACUGAGGUCGUACUGGGUACCCUUGAUCGAAGAUUCGUGCAAGCAGAUAAUGGAUGCUGCUAGGACAACAAACGCAAAGACCGUGGGCCCCGUUCCUUUGCCGACGAAGAGAAGAGUGCACUGUGUCCUGAAAUCGCCGCACGUCCACAAAGAUGCCAGAUUCCAUUUCGAGAUCCGAACCCAUCAGAGGCUUAUCGACAUUCUUUAUCCGACUGCACAAACAAUCGACUCUUUGAUGCAGCUCGAUUUGCCUGCUGGUGUGGAUGUUGAGGUCAAGCUUUAGAUUGUUGUAUUUACUUUUUAAUUUUUUUUGUUUUUUUUUUUUUGUUUUGUAGGCAUGAUUUGUUGUUGUUGUUGACUGUGUAAUAGACUUUGAGGAUGAAUUUGUUAAUGUUUUGUUUUGUAUGGUGUAGUUUGAAAUAUAUGCAAUUUCAUUAACUGUA
Molecule: messenger RNA, 789 nt
Organism: Erythranthe guttata (spotted monkey flower)
Lineage: Eukaryota; Viridiplantae; Streptophyta; Magnoliopsida; Lamiales; Phrymaceae
Product: Ribosomal protein S10p/S20e family protein
Biological process (GO): translation
Cellular component (GO): ribosome
Molecular function (GO): structural constituent of ribosome; RNA binding
Source: RefSeq, a predicted model, not a curated record